This is a messenger RNA of Mesorhabditis belari, 1389 nucleotides long. The record is from the annotation of a GenBank genome assembly. Lineage: Eukaryota; Metazoa; Nematoda; Chromadorea; Rhabditida; Rhabditidae.
AUGGAUGAGAUCAACUCGAAGCUCAACGUUUUGAGGAUUGAUGAGGAAAACAUUCAUGAACACGAGAAAUCAAAGCUGCGUGAAUUCAAUCUUAGCGAUGGGAAAAGACUUCUGCUUCACGAUGAACAGGGCUACGAGAAUAAAUUCAAGGAUGGGCGCAGUUUUGAUUACCUCGAGAACACCAACAGCACAAAUAUUGAGUUCAACUACGAUUUCAAGAUUCAUCGCGAUGCAUUGAAGAACUUGAUCGAACAAAAUGCCGAAAUUACUUCAAACCCAAUGUGUGUCUAUCAUAAUCACGUUUGGUGGAUUUAUUCGUAUCGUAUUCUUGUCAUCGGUGGAGCUGAGGAAGAUGGACCAAUUUGUACUGUUGAUCUUCAAAGUGUUAGCGCAAGUUCCUACAAAAAAGAAGUUCCAAAGGGUGGACUUGGCAGCAAUUCUCCCGCGAAACAAGAGGCACCAAAUAUUUUGCAAGGAUGGUUGACUGUAAAAACAGCUGAUGGCGAGAUUUUUCCCAUUCCCACAGAGCUCCGCGAGAAUGGAAUGCGUUCGGUGUCUGGAUGGGCAAUCUCGGUGAACAAAUUGAAGGGAUUGAUGCAAGGCCAUUCGACUAUCGAUCUCAACUGCCGUCUAAUUAUCUCUCGUGCUUAUUUCGAUCCUGUUGCUUUGUUACCCGAACCGAUCUUUGCCGAAUUGGUCAGUCCGACUGCAACUAUGGUUCUGGAUAAAGUUGUUAAGGGUGAAAAGACACCUCAGUGGGAUGUCGUUCUUACUUGUGGAGAAGGUGAACGCAAAGAUUUCUUUGUGCACAAGAGUGUUCUAAGCGAUGCAAGUCCUACGCUGAAACUAGUAAUGGCCAAACGGAUGUCAUGGGCAGGAUGUGAUCUUCUUUCUGUUUCCCACGAGGAUCGCUUCAUCAUCACCAGCAUGGACGAGGAGAAUUUGAUCUUGAUUUUGAAUUUUAUCUACAAACGCAAGAUGAUUUUGCCUCGAUACAAUCAAUUUGCGAAAGUCGGUCGUUUUAUUAAUGCCAAUUUUCCUCGGGAGGUGUUGAUGGGAUUUCUUGUUCAAUGGCAGCGUCUUAUUGUCGAAGAUGUUCUCAAGGCCAAAAAACAAAAUGAGAAUCCGGUGCUUCUUGCCGCUCGUUGUUUGCGUCAUCUGACAUCCAUUUAUUCGACUCCAUAUGGUGCGAUGCCUGUUGCAAAGCGUGUUUGCGUCUCGUUGAUGGCUGAUAUUCUUCAAAUCGUCGACGGACAAGGCGCAAGAAAGAGUUUCGACGAAGAGCUUGAUCUGAUUCCUGGCCUUCAAACUGUGCUCACUCAGCAUAUUGUGUUAGCUGUACAAAAAAUUUCCUUCUUCAUUUCUGGGGUGGCAAAACAAAGCAUCUAC